Messenger RNA from Phascolarctos cinereus (koala), 937 nucleotides. The record is from RefSeq and is a predicted model, not a curated record. Lineage: Eukaryota; Metazoa; Chordata; Mammalia; Diprotodontia; Phascolarctidae.
UUGACUUUUCAUUCGCUGCUCUCCCUCCUGGGGCCGCCCAGCGCUCCGGAGCUCUGCCUCCUUCCCUCCGUUUGGCUCAGUUCUGGUCAGCUCAGCCCUCCAUGGAGAAGGUUGGUGUCGUUUUCGGCGGCUCUCGGGGCAUCGGCAAGGCGGUGGCCCAGUUAAUGGCUGAGAAGGGGUACCGGCUGGCAAUCGCGAGCAGGGACUUGGAGGUCGCCAAAGCCGCCGCUAGGAACCUCGGGGGAAAUCACUUGGCUCUUCGCUGUGAUGUUGCUAAAGAGCAAGACAUUCAAAGUGCAUUUGCAGAGAUGGAGAAAAAAUUAGGUCGUGUUAAUUUUUUGGUAAAUGCAGCUGGCAUAAACAGGGAUGCCUUAUUACUAAGAACAAAAACUGAAGAUAUGAUAUCCCAACUUCACACUAACCUCUUAGGAUCCAUGCUAACAUGUAAAGCUGCUUUGAAGAAUAUGAUUCAACAACAGGGAGGCUCUAUUGUUAAUAUAGGAAGUGUUGUUGGUUUAAAAGGAAAUCCUGGCCAAUGUGUUUACAGUGCUAGCAAAGGAGGAUUAGUUGGUUUCUCUCGUUCUCUUGCUAAAGAAGUAGCAAGAAAGAAAAUUCGAGUGAAUGUCAUUGCCCCAGGACUUAUCCACACAGAUAUGACAAAAGGGAUGAAAGAAGAACAGUUAAAGAAAAAUAUUCCGCUUGGGAGAUUUGGAGAACCUAGUGACGUAGCACAGGCUGUUGUUUUUCUUCUAGAAUCUCCUUAUAUUACAGGACAUGUUCUGAUUGUUGAUGGUGGAUUACAGCUUGUUUUAUAAAGUGGGCACUAUUCAGUAAUAAUAGUGUUUUGAAUUAAGAUUAUUUUUAAUUUUGUUAGCAACUACUGACUCAUACCUGAAUGAAUGAUAAUUAAACCCAUAAAAUAACUUGUUAUUCCUUA